Molecule: messenger RNA, 3106 nt
Organism: Ochotona princeps (American pika)
Lineage: Eukaryota; Metazoa; Chordata; Mammalia; Lagomorpha; Ochotonidae
Gene: NGEF
Product: neuronal guanine nucleotide exchange factor
Exons: 15
Coding region: 250-2370 (706 amino acids)
Biological process (GO): activation of GTPase activity
Molecular function (GO): protein binding; guanyl-nucleotide exchange factor activity
Source: RefSeq, a predicted model, not a curated record
GCACACUUCCCAGGAGGAAAGAACGAAGCACUCGUCUGUGUAUUCCCUGGGACAGAGCAGCCAGCCCAGGGAUUCAGCCGGGGCACCACACUCCUGCUGGAAGUCACCUGGACGGGACUGGAGAGGAAGUGCUGGCCAGGGCUGUCCAGCCACCAUGAGCUCCUUGCUGGUCAGUGCUUUGACCUACAGAUGCCUGGGGAGAUGAAUGACUGUGGGCCACUCGGUUGAGAAACCAAUGGACCUAUUUCCAUGGAGACCCUAGAAUCCACAGGUCUGGAAAAGUCCCCUAAGGAAUCAAUGAGCGGUUCACAGAAACCUGACAGUAAACUGGCCAAGAUGAGACCUGAGUUACUCUCAGAAAAUGAGGACCCCCCCGAUGUGGGGCAGGAGGCCCAGGACAAAGAACCCCGCCGCCACCUCUCCAUCCAGAGAAACUCCAUCUUUAACCGUGCCAUGAGGCACAAAAGCAGAGGCAAGGACCCCCGCACCCGGGACAUCGGCCACCUGGCAGAGUCACAGGAACACGAGAAAUCUGCCCAGGAGCCCCCGGCCUUGAGAUGCCCCCAGGAUCCCUGCAGCACGCCAACGCAGAUGCGCCCAGGAAUGCUGAGACCCAGCGAGUCGUCCUCCACGCCUGGCAAUGGGACCACACCCGAGGAGUGCCCGGCCCUGGCCGACAGCCCCACCACGCUCACCGAGGCCCUGCAGAGGAUCCACCCCAUCCCUGCCGAUUCCUGGAGAAACCUAAUCGAGCAAAUAGGGCUCCUGUAUCAGGAAUACCGGGACAAGUCGACCCUGCAGGAAAUCGAAACCCGGAGGCAGCAGGAUGCAGAGAUACAAGGCAAUGCUGACGGCUCCCCGGCCAGUGAGGGCACCCCCGAGGAGGAAGAGGAGGAGGAAGAGGAGGACGAGGAGCCCGCCAGCCCGCCCGAGAGGAGGACCCUGCCCCAGAUCUGCCUGCUCAGUAACCCCCACUCACGGUUCAACCUGUGGCAGGACCUGCCCGAGAUCCGGAGUAGCGGCGUGCUGGAGAUGCUGCAGCCAGAGGAGAUCAAACUGCAGGAGGCCAUGUUCGAGCUGGUUACCUCCGAGGCCUCCUACUACAAAAGCCUGAACCUGCUGGUCUCCCACUUCAUGGAGAACGAGCGACUGAAGAAGAUCCUGCACCCCUCUGAGGCGCACAUCCUCUUCUCCAAUGUGCUGGACGUCAUGGCCGUCAGCGAGCGGUUCCUCCUGGAACUAGAGCACCGUAUGGAGGAGAGCAUCGUGCUGUCGGAUGUGUGUGACAUUGUGCACCGCUAUGCCGCCGACCCCUUCUCUGUCUACAUAACCUACGUCAGCAACCAAACCUACCAGGAGAGAACCUACAAGCAGCUGCUGCAGGAGAAGGCCGCGUUCCGGGAGCUGAUAGCGCAGCUGGAGCUGGACCCCAAGUGCAAGGGGCUGCCCUUCUCCUCCUUCCUCAUCCUGCCCUUCCAAAGGAUCACGCGCCUCAAGCUGCUGGUCCAGAAUAUCCUGAAGCGGGUGGAGGAGCGCUCAGAGAGGGAGUCCACAGCCCUGGACGCCCACAGGGAACUGGAGCUGGUGGUGAAGGCGUGUAAUGAGGGUGUCCGGAAGAUGAGCCGCACGGAGCAGAUGAUCAGCAUCCAGAAGAAGAUGGAGUUCAAGAUCAAGUCCGUGCCCAUCAUCUCACACUCGCGCUGGCUGCUGAAGCAGGGGGAGCUGCAGCAGAUGUCAGGCCCCAAGACCUCCCGCACCCUGCGGACCAAGAAGCUCUUCCAAGAAAUUUACCUCUUCCUCUUCAACGACCUGCUGGUCAUCUGCCGGCAGAUCCCAGGAGACAAGUACCAGGUAUUUGAUUCGGCCCCGCGAGGCCUGCUGCGGGUGGAGGAGCUGGAAGACCAGGGCCAGACGCUAGCCAACGUGUUCAUCCUGCGGCUGCUGGAGAAUGCCGACGACCGUGAGGCCACCUACAUGCUGAAGGCAUCUUCCCAGAGCGAGAUGAAGCGCUGGAUGACCUCCCUGGCCCCCAACAGGAGGACCAAGUUCGUCUCCUUCACGUCACGGCUGCUGGACUGCCCGCAGGUCCAGUGUGUGCACCCGUACAUGGCCCAGCAGCCGGACGAGCUGACGCUGGAUCUGGCUGACAUCCUAAACGUCCUGGACAAGACGGAAGACGGGUGGAUCUUUGGUGAGCGUCUGCACGACCAGGAGAGAGGCUGGUUCCCCAGCUCCAUGACUGAGGAGAUUCUGAACCCCAAGAUCCGCUCCCAGAACCUCAAGGAGUGCUUCCGAGUUCACAAGAUGGACGACCCCCAGCGCAGCCAGAAUAAGGACCGCAGGAAGCUGGGCAGCCGGAACCGGCAAUGACUGCAGGCGGGGCCCCGGGCACCAGCACAGCAGAGGGAGGUGGGCAGGCAGGGGCUGGCCCUGACCCUAAUGGACAAAGGACAGAGGGCCCUGGGGAUGCAUGGGCCACACCCCACCCCCACCUGGCCCCAGGCAGCAGAGGGCAGCUUGGGUUGAGACCCUCAGACUGGGGGCAUGGCGUCAGCAGUGUCACACCACCUCUGUAGGAGGGAGACGGGCAGGUGGGAAGGGAGGCUGGCUACGGGCCCUUGCACGUUUCCCUGUCUACCAUGGCAGCACCUGCCUACCUGAGCUCGACCAGUUGCCUCUGUUCUCCUGCUCGCUGCUCCUCCUCCUCCUCCUUCUCACAGAACUGGGACCAGCCAUGCCUCCUCCCACCCCUGUCCACGCUCCUCCCGCUGCCCCGCCCGGGCUCCUCCAGGUGCUGGUCCCUUAGGGAGCCCAGGUGUCUUAUGGGAAUGACUUGGUCACUGCAUCUUGUAUUGGUUAUGGUUCUGAGAAAAAGCAAACACCAUUUUUUGGCUGCAUUAAAAGCAUCCUCACAUAUAAAACAGAGCUGCUUUGGUUCUGAGCAAGCUAGCCAGCACAGCACCGCCUUGCAGACCCUGGUAGGGGGCUUCACCUGCAGGACCCCAGGCUCAGAUGGGGAGGGAGUGGGGCACCCUGUGUCAGAGGCACCAAGGUCUCGUGGACGGCGCUCCCACAGGCAGUGACCUCCUCUGGGCCAGAUGCCAGC